AUGUCUAUAGGUGACGGCGAGUGGGACGCUGUAUCAGUGGUUGUAGCUAUAGCUGUUUUCGCUCUCCCCCUAACACUACUGUUCCCUGGGAUCUCAGUAUGGGAUGUUAUCCCGAAGAUCAGGGUGUCCCGGUUCCAUGUCCUCGAUCAGCACCUCACUUGGUUGCAGCUCAAUGCAUCGAUGAUAUUUGUGAUCGUGAUAUUCUUUUGCUUUUAUCUUGAAAUUAGGAAACGCGAGUUGGAUGAAAUGGUGGAUGGUGUUCUAUCAGUCAGUCAGGCUACUGAAGCUGCUUUGGACAUGGAAUGUGAGAGACAAACAGCAGCUAUACGUGUGUGUGUCAAACUUUUAGAUGCCUCCACUGAACAUUACGAGAACCUCAUGCUACUAAGGGAUGAUCUUCGUAAAAGAGAGAAGACAGUCUUACAGCGUCCACCUGAAAUAUUACCCUCAACUUCUGACAUCAGAAUUUGA
This is a messenger RNA of Danaus chrysippus (African queen), 471 nucleotides long. The record is from the annotation of a GenBank genome assembly. Lineage: Eukaryota; Metazoa; Arthropoda; Insecta; Lepidoptera; Nymphalidae.